Fundulus heteroclitus (mummichog) is the source of this 3282-nucleotide messenger RNA. It is a transcript of the gene rela, whose product is annotated as v-rel avian reticuloendotheliosis viral oncogene homolog A. Gene Ontology annotation, biological process: cellular response to stress; inflammatory response; canonical NF-kappaB signal transduction. The coding region runs from base 243 to 2147 and encodes 634 amino acids. The transcript has 11 exons. Gene Ontology annotation, cellular component: cytoplasm. Gene Ontology annotation, molecular function: RNA polymerase II cis-regulatory region sequence-specific DNA binding; DNA-binding transcription factor activity, RNA polymerase II-specific. The record is from RefSeq and is a predicted model, not a curated record. Lineage: Eukaryota; Metazoa; Chordata; Actinopteri; Cyprinodontiformes; Fundulidae.
CCUUCCACCGGAAGUCGAGUGAGCGCCUGCAGUCAGCGUCCCGGCGCUUCACACAUAUAGGUGGGGCGAAGGAGGCGACAGCACGGCUCAGUCAAGAAGUUUGUCGACUUCACAUUGUGGCGCUUGCAGCUUUUUUUUUUUUUUUUUUUUUCUUAAGAAAGAUCCCCGAAAACUACAGGGGACAGGUGGCGCGAGCUAAGGUGGUGUGUUAAAAGGAGCGCGAGGCGGGGACGGACGCGGCCAUGGACGGUGUGUACGGAUGGGGCAUGACCCCUCUCAACCCAGUCCAACCAGCGACCCCUUACAUAGAGAUCAUCGAGCAGCCGAAGCAGAGGGGCAUGAGGUUUCGGUACAAAUGCGAGGGCCGCUCGGCCGGCAGCAUUCCUGGAGAGAAGAGCAACGACACCACUAAGACCUACCCAGCCAUCAAGAUUCACAACUACAACGGCCCCCUGCGGGUGCGCAUCUCUCUGGUGACCAAGAACCCGCCGUACAAGCCUCACCCCCACGAGCUGGUCGGGAAAGACUGCAAACACGGCUACUACGAGGCCGACCUGCAGGAGAGACGCAUUCACAGCUUUCAGAACCUGGGCAUUCAGUGCGUGAAGAAGAAGGAUGUAAACGAGGCCAUCACUUGUAGGCUGCAGACCAGCAACAACCCCUUCAACAUUCCUGAGCCCAAGGUGUGGGAGGAGGAGUUUGACCUGAAUUCUGUGCGGCUCUGCUUCCAGGCCUCCAUCACCCUGCCCACUGGGGAUCUGUUUCCUCUGGAGCCCGUCGUCUCCCAGCCCAUCUUUGACAAUAGAGCACCCAACACAGCCGAGUUAAAAAUCUGCAGAGUGAACCGCAACUCUGGGAGCUGCAAAGGAGGGGAUGAAAUCUUCCUCCUCUGUGAUAAAGUGCAAAAAGAGGACAUCGAGGUGCGCUUCUUCCAGGACUCGUGGGAGGGGAAGGGCACGUUCUCCCAGGCUGACGUCCACAGGCAGGUGGCCAUUGUGUUCCGCACGCCCCCCUAUCGCGACACUAACCUCAGCGAGCCCGUUAAGGUGAAGAUGCAGCUCAGGCGGCCCUCCGACCGUGAAGUCAGCGAGCCCAUGGACUUCCAGUUCCUACCUGCAGACCCAGAUGAAUACCGGCUGAGUGAGAAGAGAAAGCGUACCGGAGACAUGUUCCAGAGCUUGAAGCUGGGAUCCAUGCUGUCAACCGUGCCCGUUCCACAAGACAGACGGCACAUAAACGUCCCGGCACGCAGAACGGCCACACCUAAACUGCCUUUAAUGAGCUUACAAGCAGCAGCCGAGGCGCCCCCUUCUGCCGGUGGGUUGAAGCCCCAGCCUACCUACGCCUACAACCAACCAGGCCAUCUUUUCUCGGUCCAGCCCAAGGUUGAGGCCUCCUCCUCCAUCUCUACGGCCACCACAAGCCAGACGUGGAAGAUCAUGGAGAGUCUGAAGCUGGGGCCCCAGCCCAAAGCCAACCCCGAGCCCACUUUUACCAUGUCUGCAUCAGUCCCUUCCUCCACCUCCACCAACACCUCCGCGGCCACCCAGGACUACUCCACUGUCAACCUGUCCGACCUGCACGAAUUCUUCCCCAACAUCUCCUCGGCCAUGUCCCAGGAGUCCGCAGCUCCCCAGGGAAACCCAGCACCCCCCUCUCAAAGGGAUGCCAUCUCCUUCCCCAUGCAGGACCCCCAGUUCAGAGUGGACCACUCGCUCGUGGACGACGAAAUCCCGGAGUUCCCCAGCUUUUCCGACGCCCAUGUGCCAGGCACCCUGGACAGCCUGAACAUGGAGGACUUUGCGGACCUUCUGAACCCCCGCCUCAUGAACGAGGGCGGACCCGGCGCGUCCAUGCUGACCUCCUCCCAACAAGGGGGCCCCUCCGGCUCCGCCGGCCAGAGCAGCGCGGCGUCCCAGAACGCCCCGGAGCCCGCCAACAACCCGGGCAGCACCUACAUGAAUUACCCCAACAGCAUCGCUAACCUGCUGCGCAGCGAGGACAUGAUCGUCCUGUCGCCCGGCAACAACCAGCAGCCCACCGUGCUCGACGACUUCGACGUGCUGAUGUCCGGGGACGAAGAGCGCUUCAUUUCCAUCUUUAACAGCGGGAACCAAGCCGGCUUUGUGUCAGGACACCCAACUUAAAGGGUUUUUGUUUUGUUUUUUCCCCCACAGACAUUUUGUAUAUCCCUUCUUAAAGACUCACUUUUGAAUGCACAGAAUCAAGGAGGCAGGACUCAAAGGUAGCAGAAGUUCUAGACGUGCACGGACUUAUAGAAAUACUAUAACCAAAUGAGAGACCACAGACGUGAAUGUAUUUAGAUUUCAUCCGGCUCAUUUAAAAAAAAACAAAAAAACAACGUAACCAUUGUUGACAAUGACUCACCGGUUUGUAAAGCCUGGGUAUGAGCCAUCAUGGUGUUACUACGAUUUUACAAUACCACAGUGUCAUGGUAUUACCGUGAUUUCAAACUCAAAAAAAAAAAAAUUUUGUUCAGUUUUUAUCUAAAACUGCCAGCCAGCUCCUCGCCUUUCUGGAAGUGUGCAGCAACAUGCGGGGGAGGGGCAGCACUGCAUUACUCAAUUGUGAACCUGGAGGAAACCCGGGGUCACUCCAGCACUUUCACCCAACAUCUCGCUAAAGGAACCAUGCCUGGUGAGGUGGUUCUGAACAUGUUUAGCAUGUUUGAUCUAUUUUAGGAAGCUGCCCUUUCUUCUCACCACAGGCAAGGCACAUUUAUUUGUAUAGCACAUUUCAGUAUAAGGACAAGGCAAAGGGGCUGGUACUUAUAUAAUAUAUAUAAUCCCACCAAGAUGGAAGCCUAUGCAAAUCGUUUUCCUUUUCUCCACCCCUUCGGAUUAUUUAGGAUUAUAAUUAUAGAUGCAGCGAUACAAUAUUAUACAUGAUACCCAUCAUGUUACCCUAAUUUUAAUGCUCUCUGAAGGCUGUAAGUUGCCAUCUGACCGUGGUAAACCAAAUGAAGUCUACUUGUAAAUAACCUGAAGAACAUACUAAGAGGAUUCAUUCUGCCGGUAAUGUCCUCAUGGGUCAGUUUUUUUAUUACAUUUAUGCAGCUGCGGUGAAAGUUAGUUUCUGGCCUAUAGGACAGCUGUAGCAAUGUUUUAUUCAAGUGUAAUUCUGACCUUUUUCUUUGUUUUUGUUUUUUAACAUAUGGUAUUAAAUGUAUCAGAUGAUGAUGCAGCUUGUAAUGAAUGACUAACCCCUGUUCAGAUUCAAAGCAGUCUCUUCAAUAAAAACCACAACCGUGUAAGGAAAAAG